ACGACCUUAUCUCCAUCUGGUGUCCGUUCGACCAGGCGCCCAACACAGCGCUCAUCGCCCGGUGCCAAGGCCACCAUUCCUGGGUGACCUCGGUUGCGUUCGAUCCGUGGCGGUGUGACGACCGCAACUACCGGUUUGGGAGCGUCGGGGAGGACAGGCGAAUCUGCUUGUGGGAUUUCAGUGUGGGCAUGCUGCAUCGGCCGAGGGCGGCGUCGGUCAGGCAGCGCGGAUCCAUCUCAUCUCGGCCCGGCUUUGUGCCCCUGCAGCGGGCCGAAACAUCCGCCACCGCCGGGACCAGCGGCUCGGGGCGUCUGCGGUCUGAUUCGAAUUUCUCGGCGGAUCUUGCGGACGGGGAGAAGGAGAAGGUGCUGCCGCAUCCUGUCGAGCCGAGGGCUACGACAGCCACGUUGCCUCCUGUGCUGGACAUAUCCGGACGUGGUCCAGGCCUACAGAGCUGGCUCCGCAAUUGGAGAAAGUCGAGAGCUAAAAGACGGUGGUUGCUGCCGUGGACAAAGGUGUUACGGCCGAAACCCGCAGCACUCCCUGGGUGGCGAUCAACUUGCCUUGGGUGUCCAGUGUCAUGGUUCAUCGGCGGUGGACGUGGACCGCCCGGGCAGCGAUACUAUAGCCUUAUAGCCUCAGGUCUCAUGGGUGACUCACAGAAGACGUGAUCCCGUCCAGGCCAACUGCAAUUUUACCUGUAGUGCUAUUGUUACGGAAGAAUCGCUUUUCCUUAACCAUAGUCAUUACUCGCAGUUCGUCAGACCUUAAUUUAUCAGGAUGGUUGAUGAGCGUGGGCACAAAGUUCGAGUCUGAUGUUUAGCUUGAAGCUCCGAGUCAUGAUUUGUCCAUUAACGCAAGCAGAUGGAACUCGGCGGUGAAGGACCUGGCCGACUUGGGGCCCGAGUCUGGGUCUUUAUUUUUCCUCAUCCCGCGGUUUCGAGUCCAGAGUAA
Chaetomium strumarium is the source of this 954-nucleotide messenger RNA. RefSeq lists its product as uncharacterized. Lineage: Eukaryota; Fungi; Ascomycota; Sordariomycetes; Sordariales; Chaetomiaceae. The transcript has 3 exons. The record is from RefSeq and is a predicted model, not a curated record. Bases 189 to 671 code for a protein of 160 amino acids.